ACCCAAAACCCUCCCAAAAGCCACACGACACACACAGGGGGAGGAAUCCGGCCAUCCGGGAGAGGAGCCCUAAUCUCAAGGCCGCUGCUGCUGCGAGCCCCCUCCUCCCCCAGCCGCCGCCAGCCGCACACCCACCGAGCGCGCUUUCCCUCGGCUCUCUCUGCGUUCCUCCCUCGCGCGGCUCAGGGUUUCGGGAUGGAGGCCGAGGCGGCGGCCAAGAGGGCGCGGGAGAGCGGGGAGGACGCCGCCGCGGGUGCGGGUGCGGGGGCCGAGGCUGCGGCAGCCGGGGCCGGCGAGCAGGCGGGGAUCUCCGCCGUCAUCCCGGGAUGGUUCUCCGAGAUUAGCCCCAUGUGGCCUGGUGAGGCGCACUCUUUAAAGGUGGAGAAGGUGCUGUUCCAAGGGAAAUCAGACUACCAAAAUGUGAUGGUUUUUCAGUCCUCUACGUACGGGAAGGUGCUCGUCCUCGAUGGGGUUAUUCAGGUGACAGAGAGGGAUGAGUGUGCCUACCAAGAGAUGAUUACUCACCUGCCCCUUUGCUCCAUCAAAGAUCCCAAGAAGGUGUUGGUUAUUGGAGGGGGUGAUGGUGGUGUUCUGCGUGAGGUUUCAAGGCAUUCCUCUGUGGAACAAAUUGACAUCUGUGAAAUUGACAAGAUGGUGGUAGAUGUCUCCAAGCAAUUUUUCCCUCAUCUAGCUGUUGGAUUUGAAGACCCUCGUGUGUCAUUACACAUUGGAGAUGGUGUCGCCUUUUUGAAAAAUGCUCCAGAGGGUACAUAUGAUGCAGUAAUUGUGGAUUCAUCUGAUCCGAUAGGUCCUGCUCAGGAGCUUUUUGAAAAGCCUUUCUUCCAGUCGGUGGCCAGAGCUUUGCGUCCUGGUGGAGUUGUAUGCACCCAGGCAGAGAGCAUAUGGUUACAUAUGCACAUUAUCGAAGAUAUUGUUGUCAAUUGUCGCCAAGUUUUCAAAGGCUCGGUUAACUAUGCUUGGACAACAGUACCUACAUACCCUAGCGGAGUUAUUGGGUUCAUGCUUUGCUCCACUGAAGGGCCAGCUGUUGAUUUCCAGCACCCUGUUUUCAACAUUGAGGAGGAUGAACAUUCUACAAAAGCAAAGGGACCCCUUAAGUUCUACAACUCGGAGAUCCACACAGCAUCAUUCUGUUUGCCCUCUUUUGCAAAGAGGGUAAUUGAGUCAAAGGCGAACUGAACGUGAAGAUAUUUCACCAAGUCUGGUCGAUUGGGCUAAGUACCUUAGGUGCAACACAGAAUUUGUUGUAGUGUGAAAAGGGGAUGCCAACCUUUUCUUCCCCUUUGAUGAAUAAGCACAGGAGAUGAGAUGCAACAGUUAUCAGAGCUGUCGGUCUAUACGAUUCUGUUAGUUGUAUGUCUUGGCUGCCUGGUGCAGCUGUGAAAACGUUUUGCAAUAGCUGUUUUCGGCAGUCCUCAGAUCAGGUUGAGUUUUGGGCAUCAAUGUUUCUGUUCCUGCUUCCAUACCAGGGAUGGAAUAUAUAAGAAAUAAAACUGUGUAAUGAUUGUUGCCAUCACAUCUUUUUAAAACUUGUUCAGCUCCCUGCUCA
Messenger RNA from Sorghum bicolor (sorghum), 1570 nucleotides. RefSeq names its product spermidine synthase 1. Gene Ontology annotation, biological process: spermidine biosynthetic process. Bases 196 to 1200 code for a protein of 334 amino acids. NCBI's taxonomy places the organism in Eukaryota, Viridiplantae, Streptophyta, Magnoliopsida, Poales, Poaceae. The transcript is spliced from 9 exons. Gene Ontology annotation, molecular function: spermidine synthase activity. Gene Ontology annotation, cellular component: cytosol. The record is from RefSeq and is a predicted model, not a curated record.